Messenger RNA from Lactuca sativa (garden lettuce), 1733 nucleotides. Lineage: Eukaryota; Viridiplantae; Streptophyta; Magnoliopsida; Asterales; Asteraceae. The record is from RefSeq and is a predicted model, not a curated record.
UAAUCGGUAUAUCCAUCGCCAACAAAAAAAAAAAAACAAGAACAAAAGAUCAUUUCAAACAAUCAAAAAAGUUGAUCACACUGUGAAUCAAAUCAAUUGAUCCGUCGACUUUCGCCACUGCAACGAGAUUUCUCCGAUUUUGUUCUAAUUUAAUCGCCGACUCACUGAUUUCGCAUCUUUUCAGAUGCUCCUUUGAGUUUGAUACUUCAUUUUGAGUGGGUGACUGCAAAAGUCACAGGUGAGCAGUUCUUACGAGUAUGAUUGUGUGAUUGGUUUCACAAGUGUGUGUUUGAUAUCUCGCCAUCCCAUGUUUUCUCUACUUUGUGAUUUGCUGGAGCAUCUAGAUGGGUGUUCCUGUUCCCACACCAGGGCUACAUCGUAAAAUUCAAACAAGCAAAGUGCCACUACUAAUGGAGAGAACAGAAAGCAAUACCGAAUGUGAGCAUGUGAUUAAUAUAACAACAAAUAGCAAUGAAGCUUCAUCAUCUAGCUCAACUCUCAAUGGGUCAAACCUAAGACAGAAUGAAGAUCUCCCUUCAACAAAUCCACAAUCUCCAGUCUUGCAACAUUCUUUAUCUACUACAAAUGCAAGGAAUACAUCAUUUGCUAGGAGGGGGAAUGGGAAUGGAAAUGGAAGGCGUAGGAGUCCAUUGAAUUCCGGUUACUGGAUAUCAGUGGAAUUAGUGAUUACAGUGAGCCAAAUUAUAGCAGCCAUUGUUGUUUUAUCUUUGUCAAGGGAUGAACACCCUCAUGCUCCAUUGUUCACAUGGGUUAUCGGUUAUGCUUCUGGAUGUGUUGUAACGCUUCCUCUUCUUUUCUGGCGUUUUCAUAACCGAAAUGCUUCAACUCAAGAAGUAUCACAGGCUCGCCAAAAUGCGACACCUGGCAAUCUGUCUGCCAUUGCAAGUUCUUUCAAUUCAUCUUCAAAUGGAAGGAUUUUGGAAGGGGACAAUCGGAACACUGCUGUGACAUCUACAAGAAGACUGACAAUGGGAGCAUUGAGUGCAAGAGUGAAAGUGCUUGUUGAAUAUUUCAAAAUGGGAUUGGAUUGCUUCUUUGCAGUCUGGUUUGUGGUUGGAAAUGUGUGGAUCUUUGGAGGCCAUUCUUCCUCUUCUGAAGCUCCCAACUUGUACAGGUUGUGUAUAGUGUUUCUUACCUUUAGUUGUAUCGGGUAUGCAAUGCCAUUCAUCUUGUGCACCACAAUCUGCUGUUGUCUCCCUUGUAUAAUAUCUGUGUUGGGAUUCAGAGAAGAUCUUGCACAAAAUAGAGGAGCCACUACAGAGUCCAUUAAUUCUCUUCCCACUUACAAAUUCAAGAAACAUAAAAAUGAUAAAGAGAACAACUCUAGUAGUAGUAGUACCUCUGAAGGUGGGAUUGUGGCUGCUGGAACUGAAAAGGAACGUGCCAUAUCAGGAGAAGACGCGGUGUGUUGCAUAUGUUUGGCUAAGUAUGCAAAUGAUGAUGAAUUGAGGGAGUUGCCUUGUUGUCAUUUCUUCCACGUGGAGUGUGUUGACAAAUGGUUGAAGAUUAAUGCCACGUGUCCACUUUGCAAGAGUGAAGUGGGUGAGACCAUUUUGAGUUCGUUAACAGAAGCAACCGCUAGUUUGAGAAGAAGCACUGUGUAUUAGAUUUUGAAAAAGUUUUUUGUAUAUGUUAAUAUGGAAGUCUGUGUUGUUUGAUAAGUGAAUAGAUGUAUUACCACAAGCCUAUAUCUAUCCUCUCCUUAAUCCUUA